AUGCGCUUCACCACACUUCUCGGUCUCAGCGCCGCCGCAGCACCAGCUCUUGCUGCGUCGACUGCUUCCCUCUACGUUACGAACGAUUGUUCAGAGAGCGUCUACGUCGUCUACGCCACCGAUGCCUCCGGCUCAUACGUGCAAGGCCAAAAAACAUUGACCACUGGAACAGGGUUUCAAGUAAUUCUCGCUGGACUGGGAUACAGCGUCGGCUUCUCCACCGACUCCAACUACUAUGCGACUACCACGCCGAAGCUGAUCAUGGGGUACUCGGUGAACUCGGACGACAGUCUGCUGUAUUACAGCAUUACUACGGACGUCGGCAACCCGUUUGCGAGCCAGUCGUGGUCGCUUACGAGUGACAAUGAUGCGUGCACGUCUGUCUCCUCGCCUAAUGGGGUUACGUAUGCUUGCCCGGCUGGGUCGUUCUUGUUCUUCAACUUGUGUGGUUAG
Messenger RNA from Didymosphaeria variabile, 453 nucleotides. RefSeq lists its product as uncharacterized. The record is from RefSeq and is a predicted model, not a curated record. Lineage: Eukaryota; Fungi; Ascomycota; Dothideomycetes; Pleosporales; Didymosphaeriaceae. The transcript has 2 exons. Bases 1 to 453 code for a protein of 150 amino acids.